ACCAAGGCAGAGCACAAACUCCAAGUUGCCUUACUGGAGUCAGAGCGAUGUGAGGAGGAAUCUAAGCACCAAAUGAUUGGCUUACAGAGAGCAUCAGUCCUACAGAUCAGAUACUGUGAUCGAGUACGUGGUCAGCUUGCAGCACAGGAAGACAAAGCAGGGAGGAAGAAGGGUACAAGGUUUGUUGGUGAUGGCUUACCUUGUAUGCUCACUGGUGAUGCCUUCGUGGCACAGGUUAUCACAUAUGAGAAUGCCAUGGAGGUGGAAGCUAGAGAAAAAGAGAUGAGGGCCAAGAGAAGAGCGGAACAUUCGGAAGAGCUCGCACAUUGGAAAAUGGAGGAGAUAGAGCAGAAAGAACGAAAUCAAGCAACAAGAGCCAUUUUCGAGGCACAGAAGGCUGAGUGGGAA
Suillus discolor is the source of this 408-nucleotide messenger RNA. RefSeq lists its product as uncharacterized. The annotation marks the transcript as partial. NCBI's taxonomy places the organism in Eukaryota, Fungi, Basidiomycota, Agaricomycetes, Boletales, Suillaceae. The transcript has a single exon. The record is from RefSeq and is a predicted model, not a curated record.